Messenger RNA from Nematolebias whitei (Rio pearlfish), 6766 nucleotides. Its product is annotated as unconventional myosin-XVIIIb. NCBI's taxonomy places the organism in Eukaryota, Metazoa, Chordata, Actinopteri, Cyprinodontiformes, Rivulidae. The transcript is spliced from 44 exons. The record is from RefSeq and is a predicted model, not a curated record. Bases 290 to 6631 code for a protein of 2113 amino acids. Gene Ontology annotation, cellular component: myosin complex. Gene Ontology annotation, molecular function: protein binding; cytoskeletal motor activity; ATP binding.
AUAGUCAGCUGCACCCAGUGUGAGUCUGUGGUGGAGUUUGUGUGACGGCAGGGACCCUCGCAAAGCCCUCACAGAAUUUGACAUCAGGCCUCUGGAUCUUUGAGCCGAUUCGGUGACGUUUUGGAAGGUUUUCCACUCCUCCGUGUUUUCGUCCUGUCCUGGUACGCACUCAUCGAGAGGCUGUCCCUCUGCUCACACACACGCCUCCACUGGCUGCCAUCACUGAGACGACCUCCUCGACCCUCCACUCACCAUCACCACAGGCCCUCACCCCUCCCACCGUGACACUAUGGCCUUGUCUUCACGCCUAAAACUAUGGGAGCAGAAGAUAAAGGAAGAGAAGAAGCCUGUGGCUGUGACCGUCCCUCCACAGCCUCUGUCUGUUCUACCUGGAGGCAUCCUCAAACAACUUGUCAGAGACUCAGAGAAGGAGACCAAACAGAAAGAACCAGAGGUCAAAGAGGACAAAUCGCCAAAAAAACUGAGUGACAACCUCGUGCAACAGUUCCUCAACCCAGAUCAGACUCCUCCAAUCCUUGAAGCAGAGAUGUCCCUGCGAGCCGAACAACUGAACAACAAUAAACAAAUAAGAUGCAGCUCGGCCCAUUCGGAUGGCAGAUCCUCAUCUCAGUUUUGCAAAAUGACUCCUGAUCCAGACAGUAAAGAAGAAACCAAACAGGACAUGGAGACCCCAAAACAAAGGCAACAUCAGGAGACAAGAACAGUAACGAAGAGCAAUGAGACAGAGAAGGGUGGGAUGGAGGAGAGGCAGGAGCCGGAGGGAAGGCAAGCUGACCCAACCAUAACAGAGCAGGAGAGAAAGGAGGUGAGGGAUGUGUGGUAUGAAGCUGGAACUGUUUGGUACAAACACAAGGAUGGUUUCGCCCGCGCCACUCAGCUGAAGCCAGAUGAAGGUACCCCUGAACUCCCAGAGGGCCGAGUCAGGAUUCGCCUGGAGACAGAUGGUACACUGCACGAUGCCAUGGAGUAUGAGGUUGAAAAGUGUAACGAGUCAGCGUUGGACCUGUGUGAGGACCUGAGCGACCUUCAGAGCGUGAAUGAAUGUGGAGUCCUGCACACACUGAUCAGCAGGGCUAAAGCCAACAUGCCACUCACGUCUGCGGGACCCAAUCUGGUCAGCCUGUGGCCCCCCCUGCAGACCCACAGCAAGACCCCCAAGUCACGGCGAGGGGAGUCUGUGUGGGAUGCCCCCCCAGCGCUGACAGCUCUUGUUAAACGGGUGUAUUUGUCCAUGGUCGGCACCAGGAGAGACCACAGUGUGUGUGCAGUGGGACGCAGUGGGACGGGCAAAACUACAGCAUGUCAAGCCUUCACGCAUGCGCUCCUUAAACAAGCCGGCACAGCUGGACAGAGUAUAAGUGUGGAGCGAGUGCAGGCCAUGUUUACCAUCCUGAGGUCUUUCGGCUGUGUGAGCUCGCAGCACGGUGACGCUUCAUCUCGAUUCGCCAUGGUCUUUUCAUUGGACUUCAAUCAUGCUGGACAGGCUGCUGCUGGACAUCUGCAGACUAUGAUGUUGGACAAAUGGAAAGUGUGUCAGCAAACAGCUGGAGAAAGCAACUUCCUGGUCUUCUCUCAGAUGCUGGCUGGACUCAGCACUGAGAUGAGGACUGAGUUGCAACUGCACCAGCUCCCCGAAGCCAAUUCUUUUGGGAUUGUUCAGCCCACCAAGGUUGAGGAAAAACAGCGAGCAUCUGUUGCUUUCACCAAGCUGCUGGCUGCCAUGAAAACGUUAGACUUCUCAGUUGGUGAGCAGUCGGCAAUCUGGCAUGUUCUGGCUGGUAUUUACCAUCUGGGGGCUGCAGGAGCCUGCAAAGUGGGCAGGAGGCAGUUUUUGAACUUUGACAGUGCUCAGGUGGCAAGCAGCGUGCUCGGAUGUGAGGGAGAAGAGCUGCACACCGCUGUCUUUAAACAUCACCUGCAACAACUGCUGCAGAGAGCCACGGGAGGCAAGAGGGAAAGAAACGAGUCUGAGGAGGGUCCCCGUUUAACAGCUGCUCAGUGUGUCAAUGGAAUGGCUGCUGGAUUUUAUGAAGAGGUCUUCACUGCCGUUGUCUCACUCAUCAACAGGGCUUUGAGCAGCGAGCAGAUGGUUUUAGCGUCUGUGAUGAUGGUGGACACGCCAGGCCUCAGGAACCCAAGACACUCAGGAGAUGAGCGAGGAGCCAACUGGUCCGAGCUCUGCCACAACUACCUGCAAGAGCGGCUGCUGGAGCACUACCACUCACACACCUUCACACACUCACUGGAGAGAUACGAGCAGGAGAAGAUCCACAUGGACUUUGAGUGUCCAGAGAAAAGUCCAGCAGAAGUAGUGUCUGCAAUCGAUCACCCCCCUCCUCAGAUACGGGCAGCAGAUGUGGACCCCAGAGGUCUGUUGUGGGUUCUGGAUGAAGAGAUGGUGACACCACCGUCCAGUGAAAGCAGCACAGUGGAAAGAGUCAGCCAGUAUUACAGUGGCACUGUCCGUCAAUGUGAGCAGCCGCUGCAGUGUGAAGUCAACCACCUGAUGGGGUAUGAGCCCAUCCGUUACGACCUUACUGGGUGGUUCAGUCUGAUCCAGAACAACCCAUCUGUUGUUAACGCUACAUCUCUGCUCCAGAACUCCACCAUAGGAGUGGUGAAGGCUAUGUUUACCUCCAGAAUUUCUUUAACCCCUUUGUGUCGAGGUCUGGGGGGGCUGGAGGGCAGCUGCCAGCACGCCCUGCUAAGGAACAGCACCAUCAGGAAGACAUUCAGCAGCGGGAUGGCUUCGAUACGCAGACCCUCACAGUGUAUCGCUGUGAAAUUACAGGCGGACGCUCUGAUAAAUCUGAUCCGCCGAACCAAGCCAGUGUUCCUUCAGUGUGUGAGUGCCAGGACGGAUAGUGGAAGUUUUGACAUCCCGGCUCUCAGAGCACAGCUGCACUCCACUCAGAUCUUGUCAGCGCUCCAGCUCUACCGCACAGGUUAUCCAGAGCACAUGGCUUUGAGUGACUUCAGGUGUCAUUUCCAGGCUUUAUCUCCUCCCAUUAUGAAGCGUUACGCUUCAAUGUUUGUCAACCACAAUGAGAGAAAGGCAGUGGAGGAGCUGCUGGUUGAGUUGGAUGUGAAUACAAAGAGUAUUGUUGUGGGUAGCAGCAGGGUGUUCAUGAAACGAGGCGUGCUGCACUACCUGGAGCAGCAGAGGGAUCAUCAGGUCACCAGCUGGCUGGUUCAUCUACAGGCAGCAUGCUUGGGACACCUGGCCCGUCAAAAAUACCGCAAGCUGAAGGUGCAGCAGAUGGCGGUCAAGUGUCUGCAGAGGAACUUGAGAGUUCUGAGAGCUGUAAGCACAUGGAGCUGGUGGAAACUUUUUUGCAAAGUGCGUCCUCUACUUGACGUCAACGUGGACAAUGAAAGACUCAGAGCCAAGGAGGAUGAGGUAUCAGCUCUUAGGCACCGUCUGGAGAAAUCAGAGAAAGAGAGGAAUGAGUUGAGGCAGACUGCAGACAGCCUGGAGACCAAGGUUACAGCUGUGACAUCUGAGCUAACUGAUGAGCGUUUCCGUGGAGAUGCAGUGGGUCAGGCUCUGGAUAUGGAAAGGGCAGAGAGGCUUCGACUCAGCAGGGAAAACAAAGAUCUGCAGACUCGACUAGACCAGUGUAAAGUUGCCAUAGCAACGCUGGAGAAGCAGCUGGAGGAAGAGAAGCAGAAAGCUCAGGUCGCCGCAUGUCAGAGAGGAGCUGCAACAGAAAGUGAGCUGGCCAUGCAGCUGGAGUGCUGCCAGACGGAGGUUGAAUUUGUCCGCAAACGUUUGAAGCAGACAGAAGAGAAGCUGGAGACAGAGAGACAGACGAGACAACAGUACGAUACUAAGGUGGCAACUCUUCAGGCCCAGUUGGAGCAGUCCAGGAGGAGCGUGACUGAUCUGAAACGCCACAGUCGACAUGUGACCUCUGACUUUCAGGAUGCACGAGUGCUUAUUGACAGUCUGCAGAGCCGCAUACAUAAACUGGAAAGCAAACAGAGGAGGUUUGAUAAUGAGUUGACUCAAGCUCUGGAGGAGGCAAGCAAUGAGAGGGAGCAGAAGGACAAAGCCUUUCAGGAAAACACGGCUCUGGGGAUGGAAGUAUUCAACCUGCGCUGCAACCUGCAGGAGAGCCAGUCAGAGGUGACCCGUCUCCAAAAGCAGAAGGAGGAAUUGUGUGCUCAGAUCAGGGACCUCAGCCUACCUGUUGACCUUGCCUUAGACUCAGUGCCAGACCUGAAGAAGCAGCUUCGCCUCUUGGAGAGUCAAGCCAGUGAGAGAGACGAGGAAAUUACAAAACUGUCUGCCAAAAUCCAACAGCAGCAACAGGUCCAAAUGCGGUUUGAGAUGGAGAUGGAGAGGAUGAAGCUGAUGCAUCAGAAGGAGCUGGAGGACAAAGAGGAAGAGUUAGAGGAUGUCCACAAGUCUUCUCAGAGACGGCUGAAGCAGCUGGAGAUGCAACUGGAGCAGGAAUACGAGGAGAAGCAAAUGGUGAUUCAUGAGAAGCAUGACCUGGAAGGACUUGUUGCAACUCUGUGUGACCAGGUGGGACACAGAGAUUUUGAUGUGGAGAAGAAGCUGAGGAGAGACUUGAAAAGAACUCACGCUCUACUGGCUGAUGCUCAGCUGCUUUUGGCUACUAUCAACAGCUCAGACCAGAACCUUCCUGAUAACAGCAAAGACCAGAUAGAACAUCUGCACUGUCAGCUUGAGGAGAGUGAGGCAAAGCUUCUGGAGGCUGUGAACAUACAGUCAACCCUCUCACAGGAGUUGGAGAACACUCAGGUGGAACUGGAAAACAUCUGCAGGCAGAAGAGUCUGGCAGAUGAACAGCUGGCUAUUCUGCAGCAUGAGAAAGUGGAUUUCCUUAAGAGGCUCGAAGAAGACCAGGAGGACCUGAAUGAGCUGAUGAAGAAACACAAGGCACUUAUUGCACAGUCAUCCAGUGACAUCUCCCAGAUCAGAGACCUACAAGCUGAACUGGAGGAGGUGAAGAAACUGAGACAGUCACUCCAAGAGGAGCUUCAACAGUGUGUGUCGAGGCUGCAGUUCCUCGAGUCAUCCACUGUGGGGCGCAGCAUUGUCAGUAAGCAGGAGGCUCGGGUAUGUGACCUGGAAAACAAAUUGGAGUUUCAGAAAGGCCAAGUCAAGAGGUUCGAGGUGUUGGUGCUGCGUCUUAGGGACAGUGUGGUGCGUCUUGGAGAGGAGCUGGAGCAGAGCGCCCAGGCUGAAGCUCGGGAGAGAGAGAACGCAUGUUAUUACCAUCAGCGCCUGCAGGAGAUGAGGGUGGAGAUGGAGGAGCUGAGCCAGAGGGAGCAGGAGAGCAGCCGCAAACACAUGGAGCUGGAAAUGCAGGUAGAGGAACUCACUGCUGUCAGGCAGACGUUACAGGCCGAUCUGGAGACGUCCAUUCGCCGCAUCGUUGAUCUACAGGCCGCCCUGGAGGAGGUGGAGUCAAGCGAUGACAGUGAUACUGAAAGUGUUCAAACUGCUGUGGAGUCCUUUACUCAAAAGAAAGACCUUGAUUCUGUGUCCAGUGUUGGCUCUGUGGGGACAGAGGAUGUUGGAGAGGGCAUGCGUAACUGGUCAAGAGCACCAAGAGGAGGGUCGCGUAUUGCUGGAUCUUCUUACAGCAGCCAAGAUGGCCGCCAGUCUGUCACUGAUACAGUUAGCACCUACAGCUUCCGUUCUUGUGUGGAUCUGGAUGAUGAGGGUUCUGAGGCCAAAGGAGUUGGUGCCAGACGUAUAGGUCAAGCCCCAUCUUCCUCAGCACUGUCUGAGCUGUUAGAUGGACUACGUAAACGUAGAGCUGGCAGUGAUGCAGGAGAGAGAGUUGGCAGCACCGUGUCUCUGCCAAUUUAUCAAACAACAGGAGCCUCAAAUCUCAGACGGAGAGCCUCGGCCCUCUCACUUAGUCCUGAAGAUAUCCAGGAGCCCCGACCAGGUCCGAGCAUUCUGAAACCAUUGUCCCCUCUUCUGCCCCGUGCUGCCAGUGCUCGCUCUAUCACCGACUCUCAAGUGUCUGCAGCUGGAACCAAGCUCUCUCGCUUCAACUCAAGUGAUUUUCAGACCUCUCUUCCACCACUGCCACACCUCUCCUCCUUGUCAUCCACUGUUGCUGCUCGGCAUCAUCCACCUUCCCUGUCAAUCCCAGAGGAAGACCUCAAUGAAUCUUCAUUGAGAACUCCCAUCCAGCAAUCCCGACAAACACCGCAACGGUGCAUGCUGGGUAAUCUUACAGCAGCAGGUGGAAGUGAAGGCCUGCUGGUUUCAGAACCACUGGUCUUCCAAAACCGCUGUCUAGCUGGUGACCGUUCUGACGCAGCCUCUGACAUCCUGCCUGCAAUUCGAAGAGCACAGUCCACCAGCAGCCUGGCCAAUUCAGUCAGAGGAGGCCGAAGAGCAUUGAGUGUCCAUUUUGGAGAAUUGCCUCCUUCAAUCCGCAGCAGGAAAGCCUCUGAAACUGAAUCCUCCAGCUCAGGUGGAUCAGGCGGAAGUUACCAGGGCAGUGGGCCAAAACGCAGGUUUGAGAGGCCACAGGGGGAGAGACUGGAAGCAGAGGGCAGUGAGGGGGGAGAUGUGGCUUCAGUCAUGAAGAAAUACCUGAAAAAGGAGAGUGACUGAAAAUAAGGCUCUUUAUGUGUCCACAUCCAGCUGGGAGCUUCAAAGAUGCUGCAGAUUGCAGAACAUCAUUGGAAAUACAAAGUUUGUUUUCUCAGUCAUCCAGGUAUAUAACAACAAAAAAGGUUGAAUCGUGUC